Messenger RNA from Paralichthys olivaceus (Japanese flounder), 1627 nucleotides. The record is from RefSeq and is a predicted model, not a curated record. NCBI's taxonomy places the organism in Eukaryota, Metazoa, Chordata, Actinopteri, Pleuronectiformes, Paralichthyidae.
CGUUACAUUUUAAAAUGUUCCACUGUUCCAUCAGGCGUUCCACCCAACAAAGCAUCGUUCAUUGAUGACCUGGUGAUAAUGCUGCCACAGAACGUGUGGGAUCACCUCUACAGCAGGUAUGGAGGAGGACCAGCUGUCAACCACCUGUACGUUUGCCACACGUGCCAGGUUGAGAUAGAAAAACUGGAGAAACGGCGCAAGUCGGAGCUGGACAUGUUUGUCCGGUUGAACAAGGCGUUCCAGGAGGAGGAGUCUCCAGUGGUCAUAUACUGCAUCAGCAUGCAGUGGUUCCGCGAGUGGGAGGGCUUUGUCAAAGGAAAAGACAAUGAUCCACCGGGACCCAUUGAUAAUUCCAAGAUAACAGUAAACAAGAACGGCCAUUUAACACUCAAACAAGGAGCGGAUUCGGGGCAGAUCUCCGAAGAGACGUGGAACUUCCUCCACUCCAUCUAUGGCGGGGGUCCGCUGGUGACGGUGCGGCCAAACGUAACGCACCAGGAAGCCGAAUCGUCGCAGUCGGAGGAGAAGAUCGAGGUGGAGACGCGCUCUGUUUAAUCAAGCACUUGGGAGCAAACAGUGGAAAACAUUCGAGAAAAUUAAAGCCUGUUUAUUUUGCACUUGACUUUUAUUUUCAAAAGCAUUGAAGCAAAGGACCUCACCUUUACGGCCACAUGAAAGCCUUUGACACCCUGACAUGGAUGGAAAUAACAUGUCUAAGAAAAAGCUUUGUCAUUUUGUACAAAUAUGUAUAAAGAGCUCUUUGAUUUCUAUUAGCACUGUAGUAUUCAUGUGUCAGGUUGUUUUCAGAACUGAGCAUUUUAAAGUAUGUGCAGCUAAAAAUUCCACUGAAUGCCAUAUGUCCUUUUUCUCUUCUUGACCAAAUGAGCACAUAUUGUUUGUCCAAGUGUCUUGACGGAUCAUUAUACAUUUUGCUGUACAUAUAUCUCACAUUUUUCCUGUUGUGUAAGAGAAUAUUGUUGAAUGAAUGGCGAGGCGAGCAAAAAUGUGACAAUUACCAUGAAGAAAAUCAUAAGGUGAUGAAGGGACUAAAUACCGACUAGUCUCAGGUAUGAAUUUUGUGUUUUGCACUGUUCUGUAUGCAAACGAAUUGGCAUGAUCCCGCAAAUGUCUGGUUUGUAUUUGAAUGUACCAGUACUGAUGGUGACAGUGUGUCGAUCAGGAUUCAGCACUUGGUUAUUUAUCAGAGAAGGGAGUGAUUUAUUAUGAUGUUGAUAGAUUCUUCUCUUUUGUUUUUGUAGGAAAAUAAGCGGCAGGCGGUGUCUGUUAAGAAUGCAUGCUUUAACACUCAAGCCCAGUUUAACAUCACAUGUAACUGCAUGUUGCUGCUCAUGAAAUGUGCACGGUACUCCCGAUCUGGAUCUGUCUUCACCGAAUCAGCCAGAGGAAUCAUAUUGCAGCACAUAAUCCACAUCACGGCCACCAUCAGCAGCAGCAAUCUGAUUAACUAAAGGCAUUAUUUUUGUGUGUGGGCAUGGCUGUUGCUUCAUGUGUUGGCUGAUAGGGUGCAAACAGAAUGCUGUACUGUAAGUUUGUGCAUAUAAUGGACGUCACUUGAGUAAGAGCCACCCUGAUUUUUGCUGACACUAUUAAAAACUUAAUGAAAACA